GGCCCCGGGUGUCUCCUGGCAUGCCCCAUCCCGUGGCGGGGUGCGCGGCCACCGGCCCUCGGGAGAACUUGGGCGGCCCAGGGCGGCCCCGGGGACGAGUGGCCCCGUUUGUGCAGCGGUUGUGAGCAAGAUGCGGUAGCACGUGACCCGGGAACACGAACCCUGAUGCCGGUUCCCCGCUACCCGAGCGCCCUUUUCUCUGACACUUAGCCCCAAGCACGUGCAUCGCAGGAUGAAUGAAAUGAACCUGAGCCCAGUGGGGAUGGAGCAGCUGACUUCAUCUUCUGUGAGCAAUGCUUUGCCGGUCUCAGGAAGUCACCUGGGGUUGGCUGCCUCACCCACUCACAGUGCCAUCCCUGCCCCAGGCCUACCAGUUGCAAUUCCAAACCUGGGUCCCUCCCUGAGCUCUCUGCCUUCCGCUUUGUCUCUGAUGCUCCCAAUGGGUAUUGGGGAUCGAGGAGUGAUGUGUGGGUUACCUGAAAGGAACUACACCCUACCUCCACCACCUUACCCUCACCUGGAGAGCAGUUACUUCAGAACCAUUCUACCUGGCAUUUUAUCUUAUUUAGCUGACAGACCACCUCCUCAGUAUAUCCACCCCAACUCUAUAAAUGUUGAUGGUAAUACAGCAUUAUCUAUUGCCAAUAACCCUUCAGCACUAGAUCCCUAUCAGUCCAAUGGAAAUGUUGGAUUAGAACCAGGCAUUGUUUCAAUAGACUCUCGCUCUGUGAACACACAUGGUGCCCCAAGUCUUCAUCCCAGUGAUGGCCAUGAGGUGGCCUUGGACACAACAAUCACUAUGGAAAAUGUUUCUAGGGUUACCAGCCCAAUCUCUACAGAUGGAAUGGCAGAAGAGCUUACAAUGGAUGGUGUUGCAGGCGAGCAUUCCCAAAUCCCAAAUGGCUCCAGAAGUCAUGAACCUCUGUCUGUGGAUCCUGUGAGCAACAACCUUGCAGCAGACACUGUAGGACAUGGUGGUGUGAUACCCAUUCAUGGGAAUGGCUUGGAGCUCCCUGUAGUCAUGGAGACAGACCACAUUGCAAGUCGAGUCAACGGGAUGUCUGACAGUGCCCUCAGUGACUCCAUCCACACCGUGGCCAUGAGCACCAACUCUGUAAGCGUGGCACUCUCUACCUCACACAACCUCGCCUCUCUAGAAUCUGUUUCCCUCCAUGAAGUUGGCCUCAGCCUAGAACCUGUGGCUGUCUCCUCCAUCACCCAGGAGGUUGCUAUGGGAACAGGUCAUGUAGAUGUAUCUUCAGACAGUCUUUCUUUUGUACCACCUUCACUGCAAAUGGAAGACUCCAAUUCAAACAAGGAAAACAUGGCAACCUUGUUUACAAUUUGGUGCACUCUUUGUGACCGAGCCUAUCCCUCAGACUGCCCUGAUCAUGGACCAGUGACUUUUGUUCCGGACACUCCGAUAGAAAGCAGAGCGAGGCUUUCUCUCCCAAAGCAGCUUGUUCUCCGCCAGUCAAUUGUGGGAGCAGAAGUUGGUGUAUGGACUGGAGAAACCAUUCCUGUGCGAACUUGCUUUGGGCCUCUAAUUGGCCAGCAAAGUCACUCCAUGGAAGUGGCAGAAUGGACAGACAAGGCAGUCAACCAUAUCUGGAAGAUAUACCACAGUGGUGUCCUAGAAUUCUGCAUCAUUACAACAGAUGAAAAUGAAUGUAAUUGGAUGAUGUUUGUGCGCAAAGCCAGGAACCGGGAAGAACAGAAUUUGGUGGCUUAUCCUCAUGAUGGAAAAAUCUAUUUCUGCACUUCACAAGAUAUCCCUCCUGAAAACGAACUGCUUUUUUAUUACAGCCGGGAUUAUGCUCAGCAGAUUGGUGUUCCUGAACACCCAGACGUGCACCUGUGUAACUGUGGCAAGGAGUGCAAUUCCUAUACAGAAUUCAAAGCCCAUCUGACAAGCCACAUCCAUAACCAUCUUCCUAGCCAGGGCCACAGCAGCAGCCAUGGGCCAAGCCACAGCAAAGAAAGGAAGUGGAAGUGCUCGAUGUGCCCCCAAGCUUUUAUCUCUCCUUCCAAACUCCAUGUCCACUUUAUGGGUCACAUGGGCAUGAAGCCCCACAAGUGUGAUUUCUGUAGCAAGGCUUUUAGUGAUCCCAGCAACCUGCGGACCCACCUCAAGAUACAUACAGGUCAGAAGAACUACAGAUGUACUUUGUGUGACAAGUCUUUCACCCAGAAAGCUCACCUAGAGUCCCACAUGGUUAUCCACACAGGCGAGAAGAAUCUUAAGUGUGAUUACUGUGACAAGUUGUUUAUGCGGAGACAGGACCUUAAGCAGCAUGUGCUCAUCCACACACAAGAACGCCAGAUCAAGUGUCCCAAGUGUGAUAAGCUGUUCCUUAGAACAAAUCACUUAAAGAAGCAUCUCAAUUCUCAUGAAGGAAAACGGGAUUAUGUCUGUGAAAAAUGUUCAAAGGCUUAUCUAACCAAAUAUCAUCUCACCCGCCACCUGAAAACCUGCAAAGGGCCCACCUCCAGUUCACCUGCACAGGAGGAGGAAGAAGAGGAUGACUCAGAGGAGGAAGAUCUAGCAGACUCUGUAGGGACAGAAGACUGUAGGAUUAACAGUGCUGUGUAUUCAGCAGAUGAGUCUCUCUCUGCACAUAAAUAAAAGAAAAAGAAGCGAACUAUUUUGGAUGGAAAAUACAAAGGGGAAAACACACAUAACCAGUUAUUUAGUACAAUGGUUUUUAUAUAGUGGUUUCUGAUUUCUUUCCAACCAAUAGUCAGACUGAGUGGGAAUGGAUAAAGCACUUCAAGAAGAGUAACCUAAUGAAAACACUUUAUAACAUAUUGGGAAAAGAGAGCAUGUGCCCUAUUUUUAAGUGAUGGAUGAGAAGGAAAGUGACAGCUUUUGAGGUCUGUUCUUUAUUUACAUGAUAAUCUGGGAGAUGCAUUUAUGUCUGAAUCAAAACUGCCUUCUGCCCAAACAAAUCAGAUUUAUUUAAAAUUCUUCCAUUAUUCCAUUUUCGUCUCAGCCUUGUGACUUGGUAACACUUUAAACUUGGUCCCUGCCCCACAGUCAUCCUGAUUACUGAUUGUGUUUUAUGCAAACUGUUAUGACUUAGACUCAUCCCAAAAUGGAUUGGAACACAGUAGUGUGUUACUUAGACUGCAGCUAACAAGUUUAAAGCAGCACCUGCCUUAACCUCUCCUGGCUCCUUGGGAGUUUAGGGUAGAUCUUGCUUCCCAAAUUUUCAGCAGAUGCUUAGAGCGCAAAUAAAAAAGGAGCAAUCAGUCAGUAGGCAGUGAUGGAGAGAAGAAAAGAAGGAAAGAUGCCUGGCUACUGUCGAAGAAACUGGAUUUGAUGAGAGCUAGGAUGAGUCACGUGGUUAUUGUUACAUAGAGAUCUUUGUAGGUUUAGACAUGUCUUUCUCUGUCUCCAGUAAAGCCUCCAGCCAUUCAGACAAAAAGGACCUGGAGGCGUGGAGAGCCCAAAUAAUGCCUGCUGGAUUAUUUCCUGACAAUAAAUACAUGUGGAUUCACCUGAAAAGUGGUACAUCAGCCCAUGAAAGGGAAGGCAGGGAAUCUUUUUUGUUUGGUUUACCCUAUGGAAAGUAUCAAGACACCAUUAAGAUGUUGCCAACCCAAAGCAACAAGUGACUCCAAAGGCAUUGGUGCAUUUGCGAGGUUAGACCUUUCCAGUUGUCUCUGAACUGAAGGACCUCACUGGGUAAGCAUGGAGAAUGCCAAAGGAUUCAGAAGGCAAAGGAGGCUUAAUGGUUACCAUGUGGCCUUUUUUCAGGGUCCCAGCUUGCGUUGUCCAUCCACCCAGUCUUUGUGUCUCACUUGCAUAUCCAGCUUUUAGCAAGGAGCAGGCACAUGCUUAAGUCAACAGGGUUGGUGGAACAUGCUCUCUUCCUCAGAGGUACAACCUCUGGGCUGGAGUACAGGACCCUGGUGGGAAGGUUUUGCUGCUAAUGUAUUUAUGGAAUGAAUAUGUUUCAUUCAAAUCUGUAUUCCUCUAGGAAGGAUUAAAAUAAAAACUUUUUUAAAAUAUGGGA
This is a messenger RNA of Galeopterus variegatus (Sunda flying lemur), 4019 nucleotides long. It is a transcript of the gene PRDM4, whose product is annotated as PR domain containing 4. The record is from RefSeq and is a predicted model, not a curated record. The transcript is spliced from 11 exons. Gene Ontology annotation, biological process: regulation of transcription by RNA polymerase II; cell fate commitment; transcription by RNA polymerase II. Gene Ontology annotation, molecular function: RNA polymerase II cis-regulatory region sequence-specific DNA binding; histone deacetylase binding; DNA-binding transcription factor activity, RNA polymerase II-specific. Gene Ontology annotation, cellular component: cytoplasm; nucleus. The coding region runs from base 233 to 2626 and encodes 797 amino acids. Lineage: Eukaryota; Metazoa; Chordata; Mammalia; Dermoptera; Cynocephalidae.